AUGGCCUCUAGCGCGGAUUUCUCAACUUCCGCAAUGGACUUCACUGAUGAGACAGAGGAGGAGAUAGCUGCGAAAAAUUUAUUAUUUUAUCAGGAUAAUACAAAAAACUUUCGUUCGAGAAACAACUCGACAUCGUCCCUCGAAUCGGAACAAAAGCGUAAAUGCGAAAAUCAAUCGGACCCAUCCAUGCCGCCUCCUUCUUCUGCCAAAGUGCAUUUAAAAUCACCCGCUAAUACAAAUUCGGGAAUUAAUAAAUCUAAAAUCAAACUCGCGAAAUACGAAAAUUCAAAUAAAGGCAAAUGUCCAAUUUUCUUACAGCGCGAUCCCAAUUCGAAAGAUUUGUCGAAAGACUUAAACCAUGUGUCGGUCGGUAAAAUCAUCCACAACCUUUACCCGGGUAAGGUUGUCGGUAUUUAUCCAAGUGGUCGCGGAAAAGUUCGGGUUAUCACGAAUAGUGGCAGAGCGGCAAACCAGAUUUCAUCUGACCCCACUCUGAAAUCAAAAGGUCUAUUUGCAAUAAUCCCAUCAAGUUUCGUCACAUGUCAAGGCAUUAUUAAUAACAUCGGGAUAGAUAUCUCUACAGAUGAAAUCUUAGAACACGCAGAAGUUGUAGGUGUUAAUAAAGAUAUCAAAAUCAUUGGUGCCAUGAGGUUUAACCGCAAAAAAAUUGACCAGGACAACACGGUUAAGUAUGAACCUUCCACUACCGUUCUUCUAACCUUCCAAGGUACUUGCAUUCCAGAACGCGUUGCAAUUUAUAAAGGUUCAUCCCCAGUGCGUCCCUACGUACCCGACCCACGUAUGUGCCUAAAUUGUUUAAGAUUUGGCCAUAUAGCCAAACACUGCAGGUCCAAACCUCGAUGCCAACAAUGCGGCGGCUCAGCCCCCCAUACAGACGAUUCUAACCCCUGUACCCACGCGUCAGGUCCUCCAAGAUGUGCAAAUUGUAACGGUCCACACAAACCUUCUUCAAAACAAUGUCCAGAAUUCACUUUUCAAAAAGAGGUGCGCUACUAUGCGACACAACACAAAAUGUCCUUCGAUGAAGCCAAAGAAAUUCUUAAACCAAAAAAGGUAACUCGUCAUAUAAAUUCAUUUAACUUUUCCGACUUUCCUGAUUUGGUAGAUCAACAAGCCCCUUCUGCAUCUCUCACACAAAAUCAAACUCUAACCUCCAAAAACGCUUAUUUUCUCAAGUGUCAUCCACUCACAAUAACAAUUCUCAACGGUUAUCAAACAACACGUCACACUCUCGCAUACACGAAACACAAAAAAAACAACUCUUCUUCUUCAUCCUUUUUCGCUACAAAUUGGAACAACGGCAGGUCUAACAUCUCUAUGCCUAACGGUUUUGCUCUUUCCAAACACACAUCUACCUCUCCUUCCUCUCCUCCAUCUGAACCACACACAUCUAACUCCAACCCUCAAUUUCAAGAAUCACUCAAUUCUUUCAUUUCACUUCUAAACAUGCAUGUCACUCAAAUUUCUUCCAACUCACCUCCAGAAAUCGUGAAACAAAAACUUGAAACUCUCUCUAACAUCAUCACUAGCCUCCAUUCUUUGUUAGCUCUUCCAGCUCACAAGGAUGGCUAG
Messenger RNA from Leptopilina boulardi, 1593 nucleotides. RefSeq lists its product as uncharacterized. Lineage: Eukaryota; Metazoa; Arthropoda; Insecta; Hymenoptera; Figitidae. The record is from RefSeq and is a predicted model, not a curated record. The coding region runs from base 1 to 1593 and encodes 530 amino acids. The transcript has a single exon.